Messenger RNA from Aureobasidium uvarum, 2619 nucleotides. Lineage: Eukaryota; Fungi; Ascomycota; Dothideomycetes; Dothideales; Saccotheciaceae. The record is from the annotation of a GenBank genome assembly.
AUGCGUGCAUCAUCUACUAUCACCAGCACUGCAGCUGCAGUAGCUGCUUUCUCAGGCCUGGCAUCUGCAUUGAACGCCAACGCAAAAACUAACGUCGUCACAUACUGGGGACAGGGCCCUAACCAGGGCAGUCUUCAGGACGUCUGCAAGAACCCCAACGUCGAUAUUGUCAACAUCGGAUUCAUCAAUGUCUUCCCCGACCAAGGAGCUGGCGGCUGGCCUGGCUCAAACUUCGGCAAUGCUUGUGGUAGCGAGGUUUAUACUUACAAGGGCACAAAGACACAACUCUACUCUAACUGCCCCGAUAUUGGUACCGACAUCGCCAUCUGCCAACAGGUCUAUGGCAAGAAGGUCCUUCUGUCCAUCGGUGGUGGAUACCCUACCAACUACUUCAUCAAGGACGACACUAGCGCUACAAACUUCGCAAACUUCCUCUGGGGUGCCUUUGGUCCUGUCAAGAGCGAGUGGACCUCGACUGGCGGCCCUCGCCCCUUCGGUGAUGCUGUUGUUGAUGGUUUCGACUUUGACAUUGAGAGCGAGCUCUCUUCCGCCCCUGUUGUCAAUGGCAGAGCUCUCACCAACUACAAGACCAACGGAUACGUCAAGAUGAUCACCACCUUCAAGAACACUCUCUUCCCUCAAGAUGCUGUCAAGCCUUACUACAUCUCCGGUGCACCUCAGUGCAUUGUUCCCGAUGCACACUUUGCUGGUGUCGUCGAGAAUGCCUGGUUCGAUUUCCUUUUCGUCCAGUACUACAACACUGCUGCUUGCUCUGCUCGCCAGGCUAUCUCUUCAGGCACCUUCAAGGGCUACAACGACUGGACUGGUGUCAAGUCAAAGAACAACGAUCUCAAGCUCUUCGUUGGUCUUCCUGGAAGCACCGCUGCUUCAAGCGAUGCUAGCUACUACCUUCAACUUUCCGAGGUCAAGAGCCUUAUCAGCAAGGUUUACAGCAACACCAGAUUCGGCGGUAUCAUGGUCUGGGAGUCUACUUACGCAGCCAACAACGUCAUCUGCAACAGAAACUACCUCACCUGGAUGAAGCAGAUCCUGAACGCUCAGGCUGAUGGCACCUCUAUCAACACCGCUACCAACCCUUGCCCUGCUGCACCUGUCUCCAAGGAUGGUACUUGCGGUGGUUACAACGGAUACACAUGUGCCGGCUCUGCUUUCGGUUCAUGCUGCUCCAAGUACGGAUACUGCGGUUCCACAGCUGAUUACUGCAGCACUGCCAACUGUGAAGCCAAGUUCGGUAAGUGCGGCACUCAGGUCUCGUCUAGCUCUACCAAGAAGAUCUCUUCUACUAGCUCUUCCAAGAAGGUUUCGUCUUCUACUUCCAAGAAGAUCAGCUCUUCUACGAAGGCUAGCUCUUCCACUAAGAUCGCCUCUGUCUCUCGUGCUGGAAAGUUCGCCGCUGGUGACAACAACUCUACCCUUCUCGCCGGUACUGCUCCGGCAUCUGCCAUUAUUGCACCCAUUGGUACCGGAAUUGCUGCCGCUGCCGGAACUGGUGGUUUGAUCGGGACUGGCGUGACCGUCGUCGUUCCUCAAACUAUCUACGGAACUGCACCUGUUUCUGCCGCGAAGGUUCUUCCUUCAGCCGGCUUCCCUCAGGUCGCACCUUACUCUAACUCGACAUCUGGAAGAUUCGGCAACGCUGGCACCAAUGCCAACAACGCCAAUGGUGCUGGUGCCGUUCAAGUCAUUGACACUACUGUUUUCGUUACCCGUACUUUCUACCAGACUCAGGUCCAGCAGGUCACUCGUACCAAUGCUCAGGGCGCCGAGACUACCGAGUACGUUACCAAGACUGUCAACGAGUACACAACUGUCACUCCCGUCUCUACUAGAGUCGCUGCACCCAACUCUGGCAACUCGAACGCCGGAAAUUCGAAUGCCAACAACGCCAACGGCGCUGGCGAGGUGCAAAUUGUCGAGACUACUAUCUUCGUUACUCGCACUUUCUACCAGACCCAAGUCCAGCAAGUGACUCGCACCAACGCUCGAGGUGCCGAGACCACCGAGUAUGUCACUCAGACUGUUAGUGUCUACACCACUGUCACUCCUGUUGCCACCCAGAUCGCUACACCCAAGAAGGCCAACUCUGGCAACUCUUCCGGCUCAUCCGACUCGACUGCAGACCAAACAUGUCCACAACCACAACAACGGUCAAGACCACAAAGACCUUCACCGAUACCGUCCACANUCGCUGCCUCGGCCGCACCUUUCGCCUUCAACAACGCCACUGCCAACAUUUUCGCUCCUAGCGGCACCGCCAUCCUCAACGCCGCAUACACACCUGCAUCCAUCCAAUCUUCUUCUUCCUCUCCAGCUGUCUCUUCGUCUUCUGCAUCUCAAGUCAUCAUCCUCCAGACUCAAACUGUUGUUGCUGUUGCUCAGGACGCCGCCAACACUGCUCUUGCCGUUGCAGCCGCCGGCCCUACCGCCGGCACUGCAUCCAACAGCCGCAUCUAUGGCUCCAACAGCACAUCUGCUUAUGAGCGCUCGGCUAUGGAGUUGGAGAUGAAGGCUGUGGCCAAGGGUGCUGCAGACAACGUGCACACUGACAUUGGACUCUGCGUGUUGGCACUCUUCAUUGGCGCUUUCUUUGUCAUGUAA